AGUUGAUCAAGAAGAUUGGCAGCCUGAUGCCAGAAGGGCGCAUCGGCCAGCCCGACGAGGUGGCACAAGCCGUCCUUUUCCUCUUGACGCCAGCGUCAAACUGGGUCAAGGGACAGCUGCUUCGCAUUAAUGGCGCACAGACGCUGUAAAGCCGGCACGCCGUGUGGUUUUGUCAAUGACCAAUCUAUCUGGGUCCUUUCCGAUUUCCCUCUUUGCGAAAAUUUUAAAUUUUUUGGUUCACUCCACUGCAUCUUCCUGACCAUUCCUGUUCGGUCGAAAGGUAAAAGUGUGGCGGAGGAUGGAAGAGGGUCCGUCGCUGAGCAGCGCCCCUUCCUACGCUGGGGCGUGGACGAAGCUCGUCGGAAAAGGGCGCCAGGGCGGGCGGCUGCUUGAGCCAUGGCUGGAGACGCACAUCGUCUCGACGAUGGGCUUUGCCCAAAUGACGCCGGUCCAGGCCAGCACCAUUCCUCAGUUCCUCUCUCAUCGAGACGUCAUCGUGGAGGCGGUCACGGGCUCCGGCAAGACGCUGGCAUACGUCAUCCCGACUCUGCAGAUGCUCAUUCGGAGGACACGGAAACGGUCGUACAGGAAGGGUCAGGUGGGCGCUCUCGUCAUCUGUCCGACACGAGAGCUGGCGCAGCAGGUCCAUGGCGUCGUCAGUGACUUUUUGGCAUUGCAACCAGGGGCAAAGCCAGAGCCGAUGAUUUCUGGUGCUCUCCUGGCCAUCGGAGGGACCAAAUCGUCGCCAGCACACGAUUACAAGCGAUUCAAAGACGAAGGUGCAGACAUCAUCAUCGGAACACCGGGAAGGGUGCAAGAGCUCCUCGAGAGGCCUGGCGUUGAUGUCAAGGAGCUCGAGGUGUUGGUCCUUGACGAGGCCGAUCGCCUGCUGGACCUGGGAUUCGCACCUCAAGUCACCUCCAUUCUUCGAAUGCUGCCCAAGCAGCGCCGGACAGGCCUCUUUUCGGCCACGAUGACCGACGGCCUCACCGAGCUGGCUCGCGUCGGCCUGCGCAAUCCUGUCCGCGUCGUUGUCAAGGUCGAGUCGCGCAACAUCGCCUCUUCCAGUAGCAGCAACGACAAAAGGAUGCCUGCAUCUCUGCAGAACUUCUAUCUCGUGUCCAGAACACAGGACAAGCUGGCUCAGCUCUUGCGGCUCCUGACUCGUGAGGCUUCGACUUCCAAUGGCGGACAGCCAGCGAUGAGGAAGGCAAUCGUCUACUUUGCGACAUGCGCCCAGGUCAACUACUUCUACAAGAUCCUCACUCGCUUACAGGAAGAGGAUCCAGACAGCUGCCCACUGCCGUCGAGCCUCAGGUUGUACUCGCUACACGGCAAGCAAACGCCCGCUCGCCGUACCGCCACUUUCGAAGCAUUUGUCAAUGCCAACCCCGUCGGCUCUUCCCCCCCCUCCUCUUUUUCAGCCGGAUCGCAAGAGGCUGCCUCGAUCCUCUUUUGCACCGACGUGGCCGCUCGCGGCCUGGACCUGCCCGAUGUGGACCUGGUCGUCCAGUUCGAUGCGCCGACGGACCCAAAGAGCUUUUCGCACCGAUGUGGCAGGACUGCGCGCGCGGGCCGGCACGGCAAGGCCAUCGUGCUCCUCAGCGCUGGCCGAGAGGAGGAGUACGUGGCCUUUUUGAAGGUGCGCAAGUGCCCCGUCCGCUUUCAUCCUGCGUUGCUCGAAGACGGACAAGCAGCAGCAGCAGCAGCAGCAGAUGCAACCGCCGGAGCAAAGGAGGAGGGUCAGGAGGAGCAGCCGCUGGGAGAGGAUGAGGGUGCGACUCAUCUGACGCAGAGUAUGCAAAGGGCCAUCCGCGCCGAUCGAGACUUGUACGACUGGUCGAUGCGUGCCUUUGUCUCGUUUGUGCGCUCGUACGGCAAGCAUGAAGCCAGCUUUAUUUUCCGACCGCAAGACCUGGACCUUGCUGCACUCUCCAGGGCCUUUGGCCUGCUGAGGCUGCCGAGGAUGCCAGAGACGCGCGGGCUGACCGACGGGCAGGAGGAAGUCGACCUCUCGACGCUGGCAUACAAGGACGAGAAGCGGGAGAAGCAGCGGCUGGAGUCGCUGCAAAGGGAGCAAAAGGAGGCGGAGGAACGGGGCAAGGGACAGGAGCUGACGAGGAAGAAGAAGAUGCGAGGGGCAAAGGCGUCGGAGGAGGCUUGGAGCGACCAGAAGAAGAGAAAGGAGAGGAAAGAGGAGAGGAAGGAGAAGAAGAUCAAGAGGAGAAAGGCCAUCAGGGCCGCUGCAAUCGCGCAGCCGACAGAGUCAGGAGAAGAAGCAAACGAGAAAGCAGUGGCAGAAGGCCAGGAAGAAGAGGACGAUUGGAUUGCGGAAGAAAGAGAGACAAAGCGGCAAAAGAAGCAGGCAGAGGGCCACUUCUCCAACGUCGACUUUGAAGGCUUAUGA
Messenger RNA from Acaromyces ingoldii, 2407 nucleotides. RefSeq names its product DEAD-domain-containing protein. The transcript is spliced from 4 exons. Bases 299 to 2407 code for a protein of 702 amino acids. Gene Ontology annotation, molecular function: ATP binding; nucleic acid binding. The record is from RefSeq and is a predicted model, not a curated record. NCBI's taxonomy places the organism in Eukaryota, Fungi, Basidiomycota, Exobasidiomycetes, Exobasidiales, Cryptobasidiaceae. Gene Ontology annotation, cellular component: nucleolus.